Molecule: messenger RNA, 999 nt
Organism: Lodderomyces parapsilosis
Lineage: Eukaryota; Fungi; Ascomycota; Pichiomycetes; Serinales; Debaryomycetaceae
Gene: CCP1
Product: cytochrome-c peroxidase
Exons: 2
Coding region: 1-999 (332 amino acids)
Biological process (GO): response to reactive oxygen species; hydrogen peroxide catabolic process; cellular response to oxidative stress
Molecular function (GO): heme binding; peroxidase activity
Source: RefSeq, a predicted model, not a curated record
AUGACUUCAGUUGCUUCAUCCGCGGCAAAUAGAAACGCCAACACCAGUGAGGUAAAGAGACACAAUAGUUCUACCGCCACCACCGAGAAUGCAGCUUUCGGAGCUGGCGCCGGUUUGAAUAUAAAGCGCGCCAAAGUUCCGGAAGACAAGACCUACGAAGAUUAUCAACGUGUUUAUAAUGAAAUUGCGACCAAGAUUUCGGAACAUUUGGAUUAUGAUAAAGGCGACGGAUAUUUUGCACAAUUGGUGAGGAAUGCAUGGCACGCUUCAGCUACAUACGCCGCUGCUGAUAACUCCGGUGGAUCCUAUUAUGGAACCAUGAUUUUUGAGCCAGAGGAGUUUGAUUUCCAAAAUAAAGGCACUGCAAUUGCUAGAAGCUUCUUGUCAUCUAUCCACGUACAGAACCCAUGGAUUUCGAGAGGUGAUUUGUGGACUUUAGCCGGGGUUGCUGGAGUUCAGGAAUGUAAUGGCCCCAAGAUUAAGUGGAGACCAGGAAGACUUGAUGAUAAUACUGGUACAAAAGCCGCACCAGCUGGUAGAAUACCUGAUGGUGAUGGAGAUGCUCGAUAUGUGAGAGAUUUCUUUUCGAGAAUGGGAUUUAACGAUAGGGAAACCGUGGCCUUGAUUGGUGCACACGUGUUGGGAAGAUGUCAUAGACAUGUUUCUGGAUACGAUGGCCCUUGGGGAGACGACUCAAACAAUUUCACCAAUGAUUUUUUUGAAAGAUUGAUGGGUAAUUGGCAUAUCAAGAAUUGGGACGGUAGAAAGCAGUAUGAAGAUGAUGCAACGAAUUUGUACAUGAUGUUGCCAACAGAUAUGUCUUUGAAAGAAGAUGGCAAUUUUUUCAAGUAUGUAAAAGAAUACGCAAAGGAUGUUGAUUUGUGGUUCAAAGAUUUCGCUGAUGCUUAUUCGAAGUUGUUGGAAAAGGGAAUAGAGUUUCCUGAAGAUAACAAACCGUUGGAGUUUAAGACCUUACAUGAGCAAACAGUGCCAAACUAA